AUGCCCGGACUCGAUUCCUUUCGUUAUUUCCUCGUCUUAUUCUCUCUUGUGCUUUUUCUGGUAUCCAAAUCUAGCGACGCUGAGAGGCCAUUCCACUGCGAGGGUGCUCAUCCAGCUGAUGGCCUUCUCUACCAGAAUCCGGACCUCUUUCAUGACUUCUAUGUCUUCAAAUGUGUCACCACAGUUCUAUUCACUUCUGGUGAUCGGGGCCGCACUACAGGAAACUUCUCAUAUAUGCUCGAACGAGGCUUAGAAGACGCAUACUCGUAUAUGGCAGGAACCGCUCCGGAUGAGACCGCUUGGGAUGAGACCCAUGUGCAAUUCAAUGGCAAGGUCAUCUUAUUCCGUUCGCUAAAGGAUGUGCCUCAGGUCCAGAUCCUCUAUCUCCGUCUUCCAAGUGGCACUGCGGAUGGCAGCGGUUACGCAGCAAACGACGGCGAAUCCUUGAAGAGACUUUACGAUGGUGAUAUCAAGUCUCUCACUGCUAUCGACGGAAGCUCAACGUAUACUCUCGAAUCCCUUCAGGAUCUUCUUGGUGCCAUAUUGAAGAAAAGAGCGGCAUGUGACAUUCGUGUGCUCGACUUCAAGACCCCGCUUCCUGGAAAGAAUAAUGAUGGUUCUGACCACGCCGAUCAUUCUGUUUCCGCAAAAGUGGUGGUGGAUGUGUGGAAGCGGGAGCAGCUUGGGGGCAAUCUACGAGGAUAUGCCGCCAAUUUUAUGCGUAGACUUAGCCCAACUCUCAAUGUUUCAACCAUGGACUACCGAGUCAAACUCAAUGUGUUCCUCCAAUAUGCCGCUCAGGAUAAAGAUAUGUGCAAGGACUACGACAACUGUUUUGAGGUGGAGAGGUCGGGUGGUCCCUAUCUUGACGAGGACUUCAAGUUCGUGCCAACCUGGAUGGAACGUGAAUACUAUGUCUCCUAAUAUCGAUAUCUGAUAGUGGCGAAGUUCAGAAGUCUCUGAGAUUUCGAAUGCUUAAGUGCCGGGGGAUUAUGUCUACUACAUGUAUUAUGCGUCACCAUCUUGUCAACUAGGAACGGAGAUGGAGAUGGAGAUGCCAGAAAACUAGAUUAUUGUCAUGCC
This is a messenger RNA of Lindgomyces ingoldianus, 1083 nucleotides long. RefSeq lists its product as uncharacterized. Bases 1 to 924 code for a protein of 307 amino acids. The transcript has 4 exons. The record is from RefSeq and is a predicted model, not a curated record. Lineage: Eukaryota; Fungi; Ascomycota; Dothideomycetes; Pleosporales; Lindgomycetaceae.